Molecule: messenger RNA, 969 nt
Organism: Paramecium tetraurelia
Lineage: Eukaryota; Ciliophora; Oligohymenophorea; Peniculida; Parameciidae
Exons: 1
Source: RefSeq, a predicted model, not a curated record
AUGAGUUAAGUAUAAAUAUCUUGUCCUAAAAUUUAAUAAGCCAAUCAAAAAUAUGAAAUGAGAAAAGAAAGAGAAAGGUAAAUGGUUAACCCAUUAUAAUUGUUUGUCUGUUUUGAAUAAAAUUAAAAGAAGGUAAUACCAUUGCGAAGUGUUAAAUAUCACCUAAAAAUAUAUAAUGGUCUUUAAAUCGUGCAAAUAGAAUAAAUAUUUUUAACAGAAGCCUUUAAUUAGCCAUUAGACCUAGAAUAUGUUUUUUCUAUCAACGAGAAUGCAGCUGUCACUAAAAUGAAAGUUGAAUUAGGAGAGUAAAUAGUUUAUGGAAUAGUGAAGGAAAAAGAAGAAGCAAAGUAAGAAUUUGAAGAAGGAAUUAAACAAGGAAAAACUAUGGCUUAUAGCGAAGAAGAUGAAUAAUUCCCAUAGAUAAAAAGACUCAAAAUAGGAUAACUUGCUCCAAAUAAAUAAUUAAGAGUGAUUUUUGAAUAUAUACAACCCUUGGAGGUGUAUUUGAACAAAUUUUGGAAAAUUGAUAUAUCUCCAAUAAUAGAUGAAAAUUAUUAAAAAAAUCAAUCUGAUACUCAAAUAGGGUUUAAUAAAAUUGUAAGAUAUUUAAAUGGUAUGUUUUAAUUGAAAGACUUUACUUUUGAGUACCAAUAAGACAUUGAGAUCGAGUUUGACACUGGAUCACCUAUCACUUUUUGGAAAUCUCCAACACAUUAAUUGCAUUCUACAAAUGCCAAAGAUAUUGAAGGUAUAAAACAAGAGAAUGGCAAAAGAUUAGUUCUUAAAUUAGAUGAUGAUAAUCCUGAAAGCUUUAAACCCUUAAAGAAAUUUACUCUAUUGUUUUCAUCCAAUGAUAUCAAUUUACCGAGAGCAAUACUGAGUCAUACAAAUAAUGAUGCUUUAUAGGUUUAGAAAUAUUGUGCCACAUUAACUUUCAUUUCCGCAAUUUAAUUAGAUGUCAUUAGAUGA